Molecule: messenger RNA, 1397 nt
Organism: Punica granatum (pomegranate)
Lineage: Eukaryota; Viridiplantae; Streptophyta; Magnoliopsida; Myrtales; Lythraceae
Source: RefSeq, a predicted model, not a curated record
GUCACUUUCUUCUCAUUUCUCCCUCCGUCCCUCCGUUCUUCUGUCCUCUCUUUCUCCCUUCCUCCCUCUCCCUAUCUGUUCCCCGUUCUCUGUCCUACGGUGUCCCUUCCGUCCGUGGCCCCCCUCCCUCGGCCGCCCGUACAUCUAGAUCCGCCGCCGUCUCCGGCCACCGGCCACUGAUUUCUGGAUCUGAUUGCUCGUCACGUCUCCGCUCUUUAACUAACCCCUUCCCGUCGCUUUUCUUUUCAAUUUCCUGUCCGUUCCAAAUUUAUUUUCCGGCUUUAUUACAUUAGUAACUUUUCCCUUCCAAUAUAUAUAUAUAUAUAUUUCAAAAAAAUUAUUAUUUUUCUUAAAUGAAUUAAUAUUUUUAUAUUAUUUUUUCCUUUUUCUCGUGAAACCCCCCAUUCUGGACGUUUUCCGCCUCUUCAGAUGAGGCCGAUUUGACAGUUUUACCCCGGAUAUCCGGUCCACUCAAUUUACUACUUUACCCCUGCUCCUGAAGUGCUUUCUCCUUUUUGCCCCUCCCCCGCUCUGCCACGUGGCGGUAAUCGUUCCAGGAGAUGAGUUUCCAGCCCCGUAGGAUCUUGACACCUGUCGCUUCCAGGAAGCGCAAGGAGAGAGAAUCUCUGCUUGCCUGUCCCGAAGCCAUCACCGCAGCGAAGCCGUCGGCUCAUCCUCCGGCGCCUGCUCAAGCAGCGGCCAAGCCGCCCCAGGACAACCGGCUCCUGGCCGGCUACAUGGCCUACGAGUUCCUGACGAGGGGGACGCUGCUCGGGCAGAGGCUCGACCCCGCCCGGGCAGAGGCGGUCCAGGUGGGGCCCGGGCUGGCAGAGGCGAAGAGGACGAAGCCGGAGGCGGAGCCGAGCGGGAGGAAGGACCACGGGAGCUACGCUGAGGUGGCGAGUAUCUUGAAGACGGAGGGGGCCCACAUCCCGGGGAUUGUUAACCCCACGCAACUCGCACGGUGGAUUCAGCUGUGAUAAAUGCCUUGCUACGUGUCAGAAUCUAAUUGCCCCUCGUCCCAACCCUUCCAGUGCCGCGGAGCAGAUGAUCCUCACACUCGAGGUGGUGCGUUUCAGUCUUUGGCCGGGACCAAAUUAGUUGUAGCUCUCAAUGGGACCCACUCUCUCUCUCUAUGUUGUGUUUGUAUCAGUUUGCCCUCUUUAGUUUUUUUGUAAUAGUUUUUUUAAGAGUUGAGGGUAAAUAUAUUGGGGGGGCUUCCCUCUCUGAUGAUCGUCGCAUGUUAGGAGUUUUAUUUUGAUACUGAUAAUGUGUUAAAUCUUCAACAUCUUCGUGUUUCAUAUGUGAUGAAAGGUUUAAGGGCAUGGAACACGCGAGCGCAGUUGGUUUGCCACGAUGGUUGGGGAAUUAAUGUGGUACUAGAGCUUGUGUUUGCA